CGUUGUUUUUUUUUUUUUUUUUGUAAUAAGAAAAAUGGCGUCAGCUGACUCUCAGCCGCGGUUCGGCCAGUCCGUUAAAGGGUUAUUAUCCGACAAGGUGGGCUCCUGUAGCGGGGACGUGAUUGCGUUGACCCGCCAGGUGCUGAAAGGAUCCCGCAGCCAAGAGCUUCUUGGCCAAGCAGCAAGGAAUAUGGUGAUACAAGAGGAUGCCAUUCUGCACUCUGAAGAUAGCCUGAGAAAGAUGUCCAUCAUAACAACGCAUCUGCAGUACCAACAGGAGGCCAUCCAGAAGAACGUGGAGCACUCAAAGAACCUACAGGACCAGCUGACGCAUCUGCUGAAGUGACAGCAUGACGACGACGCGUCACGGCGCAAUCAUCACCUCAGCUUUUGCUGCUGUAGUGCAGACAGUGACACACCGGCUCUUGUGUGUCACGUUCAUGUUUGAUGGGUGAAACUAAGUUGGCCGUUUGGCAGGUUUUGGAUGAAUCGCACAGCUGGACUGGUUACAUGCGAAGUGUGUUUGAUUGAUUGAUUUUUUUUUUAUAAAUGAAAAAAGUCUAAAGUGUUUUUGUGGAGCGUCAGGAUCAGUCGCUUCAGACGGUUAAGAACGCAGCUCUUCAGGACGCCACUGGAGUCUGGACACAGAUUUUGAUUCAGUUUAUUUUAUAUUGCGCCAAUUUACAACACAUUAUCUGGAGGCACUUAAUAUAAAAUGUAAAUUUAAUCCUAGUCAAAUCCUGUCAAAUAGUUCAAUCCCUUAUCGGACUAGUUUAAUUCCAGCAGUUUGGAUGGAGUCAUUGUCUUGCAGCUUUCAUUCCAGACACUGUCAUUGACUUUUACAGCAUGCAUGUGAAGAGAGAAAAAGAUACCCCUCCCCUUUAACGGGAAUAAACCUCCAGAGGAACCUGGCUCCCUACAAGACAACAUUUCUCUUAGUGGUGGUUUGAGAAGACAGAGCAGAGACACGAAACAGAAAUGAAAAAGCUGAUGUCAAAGUUCAGGAGAGGGAGAAUGAUCAGCUGACGGUAGCUUUAUUUAAACCCUUUGCCCAAAAUCCAGGAAGGAAUCACAGCCUCAGUGAAAACACAUGUAGCUGGUUUGGCUACGUCAGUAAAAAUAAAUAAUGCAAAUUAUUUAUUUUGAUUGAAUUAUUUAUUUAUUUUAAUUUGCAAAUAAUGCAAAUUAAAGUAAUUUGCAUUAUUUUAAUGCAAAUUAAAAUAAUUUGCUAUGUAACAUAAUAGCAAAUUAUUUUUGCUAAAUAGAAGUAGAAGAAGAAGAAGGUAGAUGGGGAUCAGGUGCAACAUUCAAUUUGAAGGUUUUAUUUCUGGCCAAAUCAAAAAUCUAACUGAUCUUAAAAGGUCAGUUGUGCCAGAAUGUGUUGUUGAAACCAAUUAAACUGUUAAAAUACCAACAAACAGAUGUUUGCUUCAGCAUUCAGUAAGUGUUUCUUAAAAUUAAAUAAUAUUGAACGUCCUUUCACGCUGAUCCAUCCAGGAUUUUGUGAUUGUUUUUUGUUGGGUUUUUUUCAAUCAAUGACAGAUUUUGUGGUGACUUUCAGAAACAUUUGUAAGGAAUUUCACGCUAAUGCAUGACGUUAAAUGUGGCUUUUUAUUAAUCGCCACACUGAUCUCGGAUUGCAACUUGGCAUCAAGUAAGGCUGAGGCAGCAGUUGAGUUUUUGGUUAAAAGCUCAAUGUUUUUAACCAGUUUUGAGAAAAAAUAUUGUAGUAAAAUCAGAAAAAAAUGUGGGGAUCUGUUGAUUUUUAUUUUUUGUAUUUUUUUUUUUGCAACUUUUGCAGAUUUGUGAAAAACUGCAGGGACUUAUUGAUGUAAUGUAGAGUCUUGAGCGCCACAUAAAAAGCCACCCGGGGCCUUGAGUUUGACGCGUGUGGUUUUCAUGAAGCAAAUAUUUUUGAACACAAGGAAAGCGCAACCGACUCAAAACGGUCCACACAUAAGUCCGUUUGCACUCAGUGCAAACUUCAUCCUCAGUUUGCACUGAGGAUGAAGCAAUCACGUUUUGAGGAUGCCAGUAGUUUUGUCUUUAUUUAUCUUUUAUUUUUUUGUCACUGCUGAGAGCUGGGAGGGAACAGAAGACUCAACAGUUAUGACUGUUUAAGUUUAGCAACUGGAUUUAGUUUUGGUUUAGUCUCAAUACUGAGGAAAACCUUUAAUAUAGGAAGCAAAUGUUAAACGUAGGUAAGAUGUACACUGGAAGUCUCCCCCAUCAAAAGUAGAGGGUGCUUCAUCCAUGGUAAUGUGACAUUUCUAUCCUUAAUUACUGGACAAGAUGAGAGAAAUACAAUGAAGACACAACCACAGUAAUCCAGAGAACAUUUCUUCAUGGGUCCGAUGAGCUGAGAAAAUGUCCGUGACCUUUCAUUUCAGCACGUGACAAUGAUGAGCGAUUUUAUCAGCAGCCUGAAGGCCAAACGGCAGAUCAACCCUGACAGCAGCCCUGAAAGCGCUCUUCGGCCCGUUUCUUCAAGCCUCACGUGUUCUCACAAGUCUGGAAUCAGGGUUUGGUGCUGCUGCUGAUGACAUCCAGAGAGUACGGUGUCCUUCAGCGUUCGCAGACUUCUCCUGCACAAGAGCUCUUAAUCAGAGAGCCGUCGCUGGUGGCUUGGUGUGAAGAUGAACUCAGAGGUAUGCUGACAAGGUUAAACCUGUAAAGGCCAGUUCAAUGAGAACACGUGAAGUCUGUGAUUUCUGUACAACAUGAGGUUUUUUGUUGUUUUUAAUGCUGUUUGUCCCGUUGUGGGACGGCACACUGGUCAGAUCCCAGCCUGGCAUCUUUCUGCAUGAAAUCUGCAUAUUUUCCCUGUGCAUUGAUGGAUACUCCGGCUUCCUCCCUCUAAUUUAAAAACAGACUUUCAAGUUUACUGGUCCCUCUAAAUUCUCUUUAAGUGUGAGUCUGUGUGUGCGUGAUUGGGUUGUCCUGUUUUUCUCUUGUGUUGCCCAGCGAUGGCCUGGCUAACUGUGUGUGUGGAACAAAAUUAAUUAUCUACAAUAAGAUUACACCUAGACAUAUAUAAAAUAUUGAGUUGCAUAAGUUGUUUUUCUACUCCUCUCUCCUAGCCAGCUGCACCUGGUAACUCAUAAGAACAGUUCUUUGUGUCAGUGAAAGGGAGGACCAAGGCCAGCCGCUUGCAAGGGAAGAGAUAACAAAUAGAGCGAUCCCACUAUGGGAACCCAAUGAGAUGCUCAACUUAUCUGAGUAGUUUUGGAGGAAGCUCGGUAAAAGACAUCCUCCCCCGCAGGGCUGUCUUUAUGUUUCAGAGUACUCCUUUUUAUGUUAUGUGUCCCAAUUUGGUAUUGGGCAUUUGAAAUGACUCCCAUUUCCUGUGCGCCAAGGAACCGUAUAUGAUUCUGUGAUUGUUUCAGCCUCCCCAGAACACACCGAGAAGUUGCUGAUUUUAUCUGUGUCGUUCUCCACUUGUGACAUUAAAAGUUUUUGUUCUUUGCA
Molecule: messenger RNA, 3468 nt
Organism: Poeciliopsis prolifica (blackstripe livebearer)
Lineage: Eukaryota; Metazoa; Chordata; Actinopteri; Cyprinodontiformes; Poeciliidae
Gene: borcs7
Product: BLOC-1 related complex subunit 7
Exons: 5
Coding region: 35-346 (103 amino acids)
Cellular component (GO): BORC complex
Source: RefSeq, a predicted model, not a curated record